Messenger RNA from Calypte anna (Anna's hummingbird), 5388 nucleotides. It is a transcript of the gene KIF3C, whose product is annotated as kinesin family member 3C. Gene Ontology annotation, biological process: microtubule-based movement. The transcript is spliced from 8 exons. Lineage: Eukaryota; Metazoa; Chordata; Aves; Apodiformes; Trochilidae. The coding region runs from base 57 to 2309 and encodes 750 amino acids. Gene Ontology annotation, molecular function: microtubule binding; ATP binding; microtubule motor activity. The record is from RefSeq and is a predicted model, not a curated record.
GCUCCCCGGUUCUCCCCCGGUCCCGGUAGCCGGGGGCGGCCCCGCCCGCCGCCGCCAUGGCCGGGAAGUCCCGCAGCGGUUCGGAAGCGCUGAAGGUGGUGGCCCGGUGCCGGCCCAUGAGCAGGAAGGAAGAAGCCGCCGGGUACCAGCGUGUCCUGGAGCUGGAUGUGAAGCUGGGCCAGGUGAGCAUCCGCCACCCCCGCGCAGCCCCCGGGGACCUCCCCAAGACCUUCACCUUCGACGCCGUCUACGACGCCAACUCCAAGCAAGCGGAUCUCUACGACGAGACGGUUCGGCCCUUGAUCGAUUCCGUGCUCCAGGGCUUCAACGGCACCAUCUUCGCCUACGGGCAGACCGGCACCGGCAAGACCUACACCAUGCAGGGGGUCUGGGCGGAGCCGGAGAAGAGGGGCAUCAUCCCCAUGUCCUUCGAGCACAUCUUCACCCACAUCUCCCGCUCCCAGAACCAGCAAUACCUGGUCAGGGCCUCCUACCUGGAGAUCUACCAGGAGGAGAUCAGGGACCUCCUCGCCAAGGAUCAGAGCAAGAAGCUGGAGCUGAAGGAGAACCCCGAGGCCGGGGUGUACAUCAAGGACCUCUCCUCCUUCGUGACCAAGAACGUCAAGGAGAUCGAGCACGUGAUGAACCUGGGCAGCCAGACGCGGGCGGUGGGCAGCACCAACAUGAACGAGCACAGCUCCCGCUCCCACGCCAUCUUCCUCAUCACCAUCGAGUGCAGCGAGCGGGGCCCCGACGGGCAGGAGCACAUCCGCGUGGGGAAGCUCAACCUGGUGGACCUGGCGGGCAGCGAGCGCCAGAGCAAGAUGGGGGCCCAGGGAGAGCGCCCCAAGGAAGCCUCCAAGAUCAACCUCUCCCUCUCCGCCCUGGGCAACGUCAUCUCUGCCCUGGUGGACGGCAGGAGCACCCACGUCCCCUACAGGGACUCCAAGCUGACCCGGCUGCUCCAGGAUUCCCUGGGGGGCAACGCCAAGACCAUCAUGGUGGCCACCUUGGGCCCGGCCUCGCACAGCUACGACGAGAGCCUCUCCACCCUUCGGUUCGCCAACAGGGCCAAGAACAUCAAGAACAAGCCCCGGGUGAACGAGGACCCCAAGGACACCUUGCUGAGGGAGUUCCAGGAGGAGAUCGUGCGGCUGAAGGCGCAGCUGGAGAAACGCGGGAUGCUGGGGAAGAAGAGGAGAAGGAGCAGCCGGAGGAAGAAGGUGGCGGACGGAGAGAGCGCCCCGGAGAACGAAGGGGAGGAGGACAACGAGGAGGGCCUGGAGAAGAACAUGGAGAGUUACUUGAAGGAGCAGAAGGAGAGGCUGGAGGAGGAGAAGGCUGCUAUCCGGGAUGACCACAGCCUGGUGAGCGAGGAGAAGCAGAAGCUGCUGCAGGAGAAGGAGAAGAUGAUCGAGGAUCUACGGAAGGAGCAGGAGGCCACGGAGCUGCUGGCCACCAAGUACAAGGCGAUGGAGAGCAAACUGCUGAUCGGGGGCAGAACCAUCAUGGACCACACCAACGAGCAGCAGAAGAUGCUGGAGCUGAGGCGUCAGGAGAUUGCUGAGCAGAAACGCCGGGAGCGGGAGAUGCAGCAGGAGAUGCUGCUGAGGGAUGAGGAGACCAUGGAGCUGCGGGAGACGUUCAGCUCCCUGCAGCAGGAGGUGGAGAUCAAAACCAAGAAGCUGAAGAAGCUCUAUGCCAAGCUCCAGGCAGUGAAGGCAGAGAUCCAGGACCAGCAUGAGGAAUACAUCCGUGUGCGCCAGGACCUGGAGGAGGCCCAGAACGAGCAGACACGGGAGCUGAAGCUCAAGUACUUGAUCAUCGAGAACUUCAUCCCACCAGAGGAGAAGAACAAAAUCAUGAACCGCCUCUACUUCGAUGGGGAGGAGGAGCAGUGGAAGUUCCAGCCCCUGGUGCCCACCGGAGGGAACAGCAACCAGAUGAAGAAGCGUCCGACCUCAGCAGUGGGGUACAAGAGACCCAUCAGCCAGUACGCACGGGUGGCCAUGGCCAUGGGAGCUCAUCCCCGGUACCGGGCUGAGAACAUCAUGUUCCUGGAGCUGGACCUCUCCCCUCCGGCCAUCUUCGAGUUUGAGAGGAGCAGGGACCCCUCAGAACAGGACCCCCGGGCCCUGCACCUGGAGAGGCUGCUGCACCUCGACAGCCUCCUGGAGCGGCCAGCGGCCUCCCGGGUCAGGAAGUCCCGGUCCUGGUGCCAGACGCCGCGGUCACUGCCGUCCUCCACCACGCAUGUGUCCCUCACCUCCAGCUCCCCCCGGGCCACCACGAUGCCAGCUCAGGAGUGACAUCCCGGACUCCCUGGUCACACACCCCUAACCUUGACCCUGUGCCACCUCGCAGUGAGGACCCAGCCCCACCCUGGAAGGGGCCCUGGUUGGCAGCAUCUCCACCGCUCCCCGAUCGGCUUCCUCUUCGGCUCCUUCGUGCGUGUGUUCGUGCAGCCCCGGGGCCAGGGGACCUUCCCCCCUCCUUCCUUCUGCUCUCCUUCUCCACCCUCCCCCCCCAAAGCCCGGAUCUUCCCCUUUAUUUAUUUAAGGUAUUUAUUUAUGGCGUGGUUGAUGCACAGGGUUGGGAGGCACCUCGGGGCUGGGGGACAUCCCAGACUGGCAGUGCCCGUGGCUCCUGGGGUGGGCUCAGCUCCCAGCCCUCCCCACACCGAUGCUGAGGUCCCUGUGCUGGACUGGGACAUGGAGACACUGCCUGGGUGUCCCCAUCAGCCUGCUGCUGCCCACAGGAGUGCUCUGCAGAGCAGGCAGCAGAGGGCCCAUGCCUGUCUCUGGUGGCUUUGGCAGCCCUGGAUGCUGGUGCUGUGGUGGCUUUGCUGGAUCCAAGGAACAUGGUGGUUUCUACAAGAAUUUGGGGACUUUGUGGUGGCAACACCUCGUGCUGGGCUUGUCAGAGGUUCAGAGGGAUCUCCAGCUUGCAUUAGCACUGGUGGCAGUGGUGACAUCUCCUUGACUUCUGGGCAUGGCUGUCACUCCAGGAACGUCAGCUCCAUCCACAGAGGGCUUGCAGAUCCAUCAGACCCAGUCAGUCCCAGUGGUGCUGGGACUUUGUUCACCUGUGCCAUGUUCUGGAGAUGGUGAUGACUCUGUCAUCAGUCACCUGGCACCCAGCUUGCUCUCCUUCCUUACAACAAGAAGAGGAGAUGGAAAGCUCCAUCCCUUCCCAGCCACCCUUCCCAAGGACACACAGAGUCUGAGGAGCAGUGUUCCCUCAGGGAGAGCAGAGGUGAUGGUGUCCACCAUCCUGGCAACCAAAGGCACUGCAGGAAUGCAGGACAGAUGGUGAUGCCUGGAGGAGUGCUGUCAGUAGCACUGUCCUCUGGGCUGGGUGAGACCUCGUGGGGUCAGCUUGUCGUUGGGAGAACUUUCCUGGUGAUUGCUGGGGUCACGGAGGGAUGGACAUGAAACAGGUGAAAUAUAGGAGGGAGCACUCUGGAGAUCUGAGACCCAUCCUGGGCAGCAGCACACAGAGGUGCCAGGACAUGGUUUGGUGUUCCUGGGUGAUUCAGGUGUCAGUGAUACAGCUGAGGGAAGGGGGUCCCUGUUGCAGACCAGCUCUGGCAGUGCUGGGCAGCAGCUGUGGUUUCCCUGGGGUGGCUUUGGGAUGUGCAGAGGUGGGGGAGAGCUGUUUGUGUGAGGAGGUCCUAAUGAAAACUAAGCCCCAUCCCUGGAACCAUUCCAGGGGAGGUUGGAUGGGGCCCUGACCAUCUUGCUCUGGGUGAAGAUGUCCCUGUUCUGGGUGAAGAUGUCCCUGCUCACUGCAGGGGUUGGACUCGGUGGGUUUGAAAGGUCCCUUCCCACCCAAACCACCCUGGGGUUCGAUGAGUGAGGCAGUGACCCCUGGGCCCCUUCAGAGGGCCAUGGCUGGGAAGGUGUGAGCAGGCUGCAGGCAGGGGCUCUUCUGGCAUCUCCUGGCAAUGAAGAGAAUUUCUGGUCACUGCUCACCUUGGUGACUCCUGCACACGGAGCUGGGAGGGAGGGAGAGGACACAAGGCACAGGCACAGAGCAGAACCAUCAGGAGCAGAACCAUCAGGAGCAGAACCAUCAGCUCUGUCUUCUUCAGAGCAGUGCCAGUCCCACCCUACAGGAGUGUCCCAUCAAGGUGCCCCAUGGGACAAAGGCUUGUGGUGGCCUUGGCAGUGUUGGGCAGUGGUUGGGCUUCAUGAUCUUAAAGGUCUUUUCCAACCCAAACGAUUCUGUUAUUCCAUGAGGCUGGGCUGGGGCAUCCACAGACCUUCCCAUCUCCUGACACAUCCCCUGCUCUGCUCUGAGAUCUCUUCCUGCAACAUUGUCCUGCUCCUCUUCUUGAUCUUUGCCCCCUGACCCCAUCUUCCCUCCUGUGCCCCAUAACAUCUUCUGUCUCUCCAAAACCUUUCUCCCCUUCUCCCCUACCCCAGCAGUUGGCUUGUAGGUGAUUUUGGAAGCUGUGGGUUGUUCCCAGGACUGAGCUCACUGCCCUUGAGCAGCACCCAGGUCUGGGGUGUCCUCAGCCUGGAGAGGAGGGUGCAGGAGAAAGGGGGUGGUAGAGAGGGGUCCCUUCCACGGUUUGGGGUGAGCUCCUCCUGUCCAGCAGGCAGGGAAGGGGUUGUCUGUGCCUUCCCUGGAGUAAGGGGGCUCUGGCCCCAUGGGACCUGGUGGGUGAGGGACCUGGUUCUUUAUUUCAUUUCCAGGAUGGCUUCUGGGAGGUGGGUUGGGAAGCACAGACUUGAGAGAGGGGAGAAGCUGCAGGAAAAAAAUUUCCUUCCUUGUUUUCUAAUUGCCCAAGUUCCUCUCCAGCUGGCUCAGCAGCUCCUGGAGCUCCAAGGUGAGGAACCAGUGACAGGGGCUGCUUUACCUCCUGUCUCCACCCAGGGCAUGGGAAGCAAAUCUCCAGAGCUGCUGAUGUCCUCUCCUUCCACCUGGCUUGCCCCAGGCUGUGCAGCAUCCUGCUGAGAGGUGGGUUUCCUGCUCUCCCACCUCCCACCUUAGUCCUCAGCUGUCUCAUGGGCAGAGAACAUGCCCAGGACCAGCAGCCCCGUGGUUCAUGGUGUCAGCCAGGUGUCAGCCCUUCCAGCAGAGCCCAGGAUGGGUGCUGAGCUUCAUCCAACAUCCCAGCACCCCUCGUGUCCCAUCCAUCCCUUGGCUCUGUCCAUCCCCCUCUGCCCAACACCCACCCAGCAAUCCUUAGCACAAACUCUGGGGAUGUUCUGCCUCCACCAGGACCCAGUGAUGGGGGCACUGAGGGGUGAGGGGGGGUCCCUUCACCUGUGGUUGGGGACAGCCCCUGGGGGUGGUGGCAGCCCCCCUGCGUACAUUUGUAAUGUUCCCCACUCUUGGGGUGUCUGUGUGUGUUGUAUUUAGGUGUGAGUGUGGGGGUGU